Molecule: messenger RNA, 2817 nt
Organism: Hypoxylon trugodes
Lineage: Eukaryota; Fungi; Ascomycota; Sordariomycetes; Xylariales; Hypoxylaceae
Product: putative cell morphogenesis protein Sog2
Exons: 3
Coding region: 1-2817 (938 amino acids)
Molecular function (GO): protein binding
Source: RefSeq, a predicted model, not a curated record
AUGCCUCCACCGCCGCCUCCCCCGAUACCUGAACAAUUUAGCAUGUCUACCAGCAGUAUUUCCGGCUCGAUGUUAUCCGCGUCCGCUCCCCUAUCCGCCGGGCAAGUGAUCGCUCUCGCUAGAGAAGCAAUGGACAGUGCCCUGCAAGAGAACGAGACCCAGGCGGCUGAAGCUAGUGGCGUCAGUACCGAACUCAAGCCCGGUGUCACGAUCGAUCUUAGCAGGAAGAACAUACAGGCAUUGCCAGAUGAGGUGGUAGACAUAAUAAAAAAUGAACUCGAACGCCUAGCCCUCUCGCAUAACAAGUUAUCGUCCUUACCAGCCAGAUUUUCCGAAUGUACACAUUUGCGCUAUCUUAAUUUGAGAGCCAAUUUGAUUAAAGAGUUUCCCCUAUCGCUCUGCGAUAUUAAGUCACUUGAAAUAUUGGAUAUGGGAAGGAAUAAGAUCCGUGUCCUUCCCCCCGAGAUUGCGAAGUUGACCUCGCUGAAGGUAUUGGCCUUGCAAAAGAAUCGAGUAGAGGAACUCCCGCUUUGUCUAGCUGAUAUGGUUUCGUUACAAAUGCUGAGACUGGAUGGAAACGAUAUACGAUUUCCUCCAAAAGAGGUUCUGCAAGUCCAAGCUGGUAGCCCCCCUAACGAGGGCUUUUUGGAGAAAAGUGAAAUAACGGAGCUUGCUGCCACGGCCCAUAUCAAGAAAUUUCUGAAGCAAAAAUCUCAAAGCUUGAAUGGAAGAGACAAGGAGGGUGAAAAUGGCGGAGACGAACUUAGCGAUGGGACAGAAACGCCUCGAAUGCCAAUAAGGAGGGUGGUCAGCGGUCGGUUUCCCAUCCGCGUGAAUGGCAGCGAUGUGUCCGAUAUGCGAUCUCCCGCUGUGCUCCGUCCACCACCUAUACCAUCGAGAUCACACGCUCGCGGCCUCUCUCAGCAGAGUACAGCCAUUCGCAGACCUGGUGUUAUGCCUCUUACUAUCGGUAACCCCAACGAGAGAGUGCGAUCGAAUAGCGAAACCUUGUUACAGGCGUCAAGGGCAGAGCGAUCAUCAGACCGACACAGGCGCAUGGGGAUAGUAUCGAAAAAGGCGACUGAACUUGGAACUCUGGAAGAGGGACAAACUAAUAACAGGUUUAGUCACUACCGGGGAUUGAGCCACGGUUCAUCGAUGACAGGGAAUUUGAACCCAAAUGGAGCUGUCGUUAUCAGCCCGAAUAGUCCGGCUGAGCCUCUGCUCAAUCGGCCAAAUUACGUACGACGUCUUUCCGUCUUACCAGAGCAAAGGCGAGAAUCGAGGAUUUUUGACCCCAUCAUCGAAUCUGCUAAGGGAAUUCUUUACGCGAUCUUCCAGAUUCACCCCAUGAUACAACUCUUCACAAGGCUAACUAAUGAUGGCACAACAAAACGUUCAAGCCUCGAGAUUGUUUUUUACAAUACUAAUUUUCACAUCGAACAACUGGAGCAGGAAAUUCAAAAGCACGAAUUCGCCACGGAGAAUGGCCCGUAUACGCCUCGCGAAAACGAGAAUGUUCAGAGAGCAGUAUUGACUCUGAUUAAUGCUUACAGCCAUAUCUGUUCGCUCCUAAUGAAUAACAUGAACACCAUUGUAGACAAUGGGGACCCUCGUUAUAUUCGCACAAUGAUGAUGCUGUUGUACCAUAGUAUUAUGGAGCUUCGUAUCACUGCCAAUGAGAUAUCUGGCGGUACUACUCAGCCAGCGUAUAAUAACGGAUACCACCGACCUGCCAUUGAAGAUACGAUUCGGGCUCAUUCACGCGAGAGUUCGAUGACUCCUACAAUAGAACGACCAGGUUUGAAUGGCCGGCCGCGGCCUGGAGCUUUUGUCCACAAUCCCAGCAAUCUUCGAGUAGCGACCGAUAUGAACGUUCCAUACAUCAAUGGUACGGGACGAAUGGCUCAAGUCACAUCCGCAACACCUCGAUCUGGCGAAUCGUUCGCAUCUUCAAAUGGAGAUCCCAGAUUUCCUGCAGACUUUACUGCGGACGAACGUUUAUUUGAGAAAAUCUUCCUAUCAUUACAAAAAUCAUCAGAUUUGGUUAUGCGCAUCCUCCCAAGUAUUAAUCAGCAGUUUGUUGUUUACAAGCGCAAUGCUGAAAACCAACGAGCUUCGGACCGCAUCAUACACUGUUGGAAGGGUCUGGUUGCCAGAUGUUCGAUUGCCAUUGCCGAUACAGAGCGCCUGAAAGACCGAUUAUCCCUCAUCAAGCUUAAGGAACCUGGGGUUAGGACGGAUCCUCUCUUUUGGAGUCUCUGCAAGAGUUUUAUCGACUCUUGGGCUGAGUUUGGUAGUCGAUUGAAAUCUUCCAUGGACCAAGUAUCAUUCGCACUGGAUAUUAGAACUAGGCUACGUCCUAUCCAAAUUGGUGUUAAGGAGACCAAUCAACUUAUCAUGGCCUCUCCAUGGGCAUAUCUCCUUCGGCAUGCUGGCAAUAUCGGCGAGAUGCCCAAUCACUAUUCGCCUAAUCAUUACUCAUCUAAUUCCGCGGUUUCUUUACCUAUGACUCCCCAGAGCGCCGCUCUCGGACCGGCCGUGCAAGCAACCGUACCUUCGACCCCACAAAGUGCUCAUUUUGACAACGUUUUCAACGGGAAUGUUUUUCAGCGUGCUGAUACAUUGAUAAACAUGGGAGGAUUAUCAAUAUCUCGUACUGGGACGAUGACUAGUACUUCUACGUCCCUAAACUCUUCAUUCUCUUCUACCAUGUCGCAGGACGACCGACAAGGCCCGUCAUCGGCGUUAAGCCCUAACGGAAGUAUCGGUCCUGCAGCUUACCGGCUCAACGGCGGAAGCAAGUCCGCAAUUUAG